AUGGAGACAGAAGCCAGCCAGCCCGGCCUCGCCUCCCCGGACUCCCCGCACGAUCCCUGCAAAAUGUUCAUCGGGGGACUGAGCUGGCAAACCACACAAGAGGGCUUGCGGGAAUACUUCAGCCAGUUCGGGGAGGUGAAGGAGUGUCUGGUGAUGCGGGACCCGCUGACAAAGAGAUCCAGGGGGUUCGGGUUUGUCACAUUCAUGGACCAGGCCGGUGUGGACAAGGUUCUGGCCCAAUCCAGACAUGAACUGGACUCCAAGACGAUCGACCCAAAAGUAGCAUUCCCCCGCCGAGCACAGCCCAAGAUGGUAACGCGGACGAAGAAGAUAUUUGUGGGGGGUCUCUCUGUGAACACUACCGUGGAGGAUGUGAAACAGUAUUUUGAGCAGUUUGGGAAGGUGGAUGAUGCUAUGCUGAUGUUUGACAAGACAACCAACCGACACCGAGGGUUUGGAUUUGUCACAUUUGAGAGUGAAGAUAUUGUGGAGAAGGUGUGUGAGAUCCACUUCCAUGAGAUCAAUAACAAAAUGGUGGAAUGUAAAAAAGCUCAGCCAAAGGAAGUGAUGUCCCCCACUGGCUCUGCGAGAGGGCGGUCCCGAGUGAUGCCUUAUGGGAUGGAUGCCUUCAUGCUUGGGAUUGGCAUGCUGGGUUAUCCAGGUUUCCAAGCUGCCACUUAUGCCAGUCGGAGUUACACGGGCCUUGCGCCUGGCUACACUUAUCAGUUUCCUGAAUUCCGUGUAGAGCGGACCCCUCUCCCGAGUGCCCCCGUCCUCCCCGAGCUCACAGCAAUUCCCCUUACUGCAUAUGGACCGAUGGCGGCAGCAGCGGCGGCAGCAGCUGUAGUGCGAGGGACAGGUAAUCACCAUGUAGUUUUGCUUCCUCCCUUAGGUUCUACUCCGAGCCGCACUGGUGGGUUUCUGGGCACUACCAGUCCUGGGCCAAUGGCAGAGCUUUACGGAGCAGCCAAUCAGGAUUCAGGGGUCAGCAGUUACAUCAGUGCUGCGAGUCCAGCUCCAAGUACUGGCUUUGGUCACAGCCUAGGGGGUCCCUUGAUUGCAACGGCUUUUACCAAUGGGUACCACUGA
Emys orbicularis (European pond turtle) is the source of this 1089-nucleotide messenger RNA. RefSeq names its product musashi RNA binding protein 1 (gene MSI1). The record is from RefSeq and is a predicted model, not a curated record. The transcript is spliced from 14 exons. Gene Ontology annotation, biological process: regulation of translation; central nervous system development. Gene Ontology annotation, cellular component: cytoplasm. Gene Ontology annotation, molecular function: mRNA binding. The coding region runs from base 1 to 1089 and encodes 362 amino acids. Lineage: Eukaryota; Metazoa; Chordata; Testudines; Emydidae.